This is a messenger RNA of Siniperca chuatsi (mandarin fish), 1650 nucleotides long. RefSeq names its product deoxynucleotidyltransferase terminal-interacting protein 1 (gene dnttip1). Gene Ontology annotation, molecular function: nucleosome binding; DNA binding. The coding region runs from base 319 to 1290 and encodes 323 amino acids. NCBI's taxonomy places the organism in Eukaryota, Metazoa, Chordata, Actinopteri, Centrarchiformes, Sinipercidae. The record is from RefSeq and is a predicted model, not a curated record. Gene Ontology annotation, cellular component: nucleus. The transcript is spliced from 11 exons.
GUGCUGCUGCUAGCUUCACACAAGCGGAAGAAGCCGAAGUGUAACUUCCUGGAAACAAACGUUACCGUCAGUCUGUCGAUCAUCGAUCAUCGAUCAUCGGCUUAUCAGUGAACGUCUUUUAGCGUCUCGUGUCUGUCAGCGCGGUAACAAACCGGUGCCUCGCGGUAACAAACCGGUGACGGUACUUUGAAACAGCCGCCCCGGGGAUUUAGCACCGUUAGCUGCCGCUGGUAGCUUUAGCUACUGUUAGCCUAGCCCAGCAGAGUUCGCUCGGUUGGACCCGGACCCGGACCGGACUGGGUCGGCACCGUUUCCACCAUGGGAGCCCACCGCAGUGAGGGAGGCCGGGACUGGCUGGAGCAGGACGGGCCGGAGCAGCCGGAGCAGAGCCCGAAGCCGUGGAACUUGAUGAUCAAACACAGACAGAUCCACAGACGAGGACGGCGCUCCCACAUGGCGGUCAGUUACACUGAUCCUCAGGUGUCCAUGGACCUGCUGAGAGCGGUACUUCAGCCCAGCUUCAACGAUGACAUCAUGGCUGUGUUCAGGAAGUACCAGAAGUUCUUUGACAAAGCGGCGGAGAACGUGAAGGAGAACGUUGGAGACGACGUUCAGACUGAUCAGCUGAUCAGAGAGGCCUGCAGGAACGUUCUGGAACAUGCCAAACAGCUGUUUCCAGAGGGGGAGGUGAAGAAGGCGGGGUCAGAGGUCGCCAUCAAGAGGUCCAGAGCUGCUGAUGAAGACUACAGUCAGAGAGGAAGCCCGCUCCUCAAGAAGAGGAGGACUCGUCCAGGUGCGGCGGCGGUUUCCUCUGAUCGACCUCACACCUUCUCCACUCAAGUGAAGCUCAAGUCUGAUCCCAUCAAGAGAGAAGGACCAAAGUGGGAUCCGUCCAGACUGAACGACAGCAGCACGUUUGUGCUCGGAUCCAGAGCCAACAAGGCGCUGGGGAUGGGCGGGACCAGAGGACGCAUCUACAUCAAACAUGCCGAUCUGUUUAAGGUAAACACACACACACACACACACACACACACACAUCUUUACUGUUUGUUUCUGGACCCUGAACGUUUAAUGAUGCUUUCAUUUGUCCUCACACACACAGUAAAACAUGCUACGCCUGCCUCCAGCCUCCAUCACUGGGUUUCAUGCAGCUUCGGUUGUCCGACGACCCGUAAACUCGACAUGUGGACCAGCGGCUACCGAGCCUGUAGGCUGCUGCUGCAGGUCACGGAGAACCAUCACUUAAAUGAGAUUCUCCUACUCGGCCCAAACAAACAGCUCCGCCUCUAAAACAAACAAGUUGUGUUGAUUUUAAAAAAAGAAACACAACUUCGUCUUUAAUUUGAUACCAAAUAUGUGGCAUGUGUAGCUGUAAAACUUGUAAACAGCGAUUUCCUUUAACGUCUCGAUCUUCCGCUCACACUUCUUCUUUGGAAGGAACUUUAUUAUGAAAGCUGCAAGUCGCUACGAACUACUCAGUGAGCCGACAGCCUGUAACGGCACCCUGCUGUUAGCGCGCUGUAGCCGCCGCAGGACUAAACAAAGUCUGACUGGAGACACAUCAACACAUCCUGAAUACAACUGAAUACAACUGUGUGUGUGUGUGUGUGUGUGUGUGUGUGUGUGUGUGUGUGUGUGUGUGUGUGUGUC